GUGGAUUGAAACACGACCGGAGGCGUGUCUUUUUUUUUACCCGGAAAUAUUUCCUUCUUCGGCGCGAAAAAGGAGCCAAAACUUUUGUAGAGAAUUUGUGUUGUUUACAAUCAUCGACUUUGUUCUUCUGUAACGUCCUAUGGUGGCGUUUAACAGUUGGUAUCCGAGAUUAAUAUGAUCCAGAUGUAUGACAACAGCGAAAUGAGACCAGAAACAACAAACGUUAAAAACAACAACAACAAUGAAGCUUUACCCACGGCUUCCCUUCGGCUCCUGGCUCCUCCUCUAAGACUGGUUUCCGCCGCCAUGUGGAAAGUGAUGCAGCAGCGGGAUGCGAUGCACUACGGAAAGCUGGAGGAGUUUGUGACAUCUGUGUCCGAGACCGUACCUGGAUUGCUGAGUUACAGACAUCAGGCUAAGCUUUGCGUGGGUCUGCGGGCACGUUUGAUCCUGGAGCAGCUCCAUGUGGCUCAGUCUCCUGACUGUGAGCUGAUUCUCCCCCAGCUCGAGAGACUGCGUGCUCCUGUUUUACCCAACAAUAAAAGAAUGAGGACUGAUCAAAAAGUGGAGAUGGCUGUAAAGAACUUCCACACACUUGUGCAGACUCUGCUCGAGAAGCCAGCAGAGAGAGAGCAGUUCUUCAAGGAGGAGUUUGACUCUCAGUACGGGCCUCAGUUUGACUCUGCUCUGGAGAAGCUGCUGUGGGAGUUUCUGACCAGACUGGACCAGCUGCUUCCUGUCCCAGAUCUGGCUCAGACCGUAUCGUGGCUCACUGCAGCUCCAGCUGUUCUGGAAGAGUGUGCACGCUCUGCGUCUCAGCCACAACUCCUUAAGACUCUACUGCAGCACGAGAAAUGUCUCGGACACCUGGACUCCGCAGCAUAUUUUCCCUCCUCCAUUGGGGAAUCCAUCCUCUCCUCGCUUUCCCUCCCUCUCUCAGGAAAAGUGCGAGACAGCAACGAAUCAGGAGCCACUCCCACACCGAACCUGAUCCCAAGUCCCACCGCAUCAACACAAAGAUCCAACAAGAAACAAGCGAGAGACUCUGUAUCCUACAUCCCACCGGUUAUUGGCUCAAUAUCAACUGCAGACAUCCUGCACGAAGCUUCGACCAAUCAGAAUGUAGAAUCCCGAUCAGAAAAGGAAAGUGAUGAAGUCGAUACAGAGAGUUGUAUGUACACAAGGGUCAAAUCAAGGUCCUGUGAGAAGAGUAAGCAUUGUGUAGGAAAGGUGCUUGUCAAUCAAACACCUACACUGACGAGCGGUGAAGCUGAAGAGGAGGAUGAAUUUCAAAUCAGCCCGGUGAGAAGAAGUAGUAGGAAGAAUAGUGCAAAAGAUAAACAAGACACAAGGAACGGUGACAAAAUGCUGGAUUUGGGACAGAAGAGGAAAAGAAAAGCAUCGCAGAGAAAUCCCCAGGAAACCAAUCCACAGGAAGACGAAGGUCUUCGUACUGCCUUUGCUUCCUGUGUGAAACGUCAGCUCCGAGUCGUCAUUCCGAGACUGGAAAUAAAAGCUUCUGCUCAAACAGUGGACACCUCGAGCGAUGAGGACCAAACUACAGCGUCUCCGAGAAAACCUGCCACUGAGGGCGUGUGUGCGGUGAUAUGUGUCGAUGCCGGGAAGCGAAAGAGGAAGCUCAGCCUCUCAGAGACUCCUGAGAAGAAUCUGAGCAUCAAUAUUAUUAAGCAAGUUUGUGCUGGCUCUCCCUGCAUCCCCACACUCACACCUUUAAGGAUGGAAAAUUCAGACACGGCCUCUUCUGUAACUCACUCCACAGACGACCUUAUUGUAGAUUCUGAAGAUGAAGCUACUGAAAAAAUUAAAGGCAGGCUGUUUACAAAGCGAUAUUGCAAGACAAAGAGUGACACGUAUAUUCCCACUUUACACGAGUUCUGGACUCCUGGUUUCUUCCGCCGUGAUUACGUCUCCCCGGGAUACGGGUGCAGAUGAGGUUUGGUUUAAUGACCAUUCACCUGGAUUACAAACAUAUCUUUACUUCCCUGUUGUAGCUUUUUUAAAUAAAUGUUUUUAUACUUGUAGGCACUCAAAUCUUGUCUAAGAUUUCCUAUUUAUACAUUAGAUCAGCAUUAAUAAAUUAGCUAAAAUAUAUAUAUUAUUAUGUUGGAUACUACCUAUGUAUAAUGUCUUUUGAUGAUUAAUAAAUAUACUUUGAAACAAAACCAGAAA
Tachysurus fulvidraco (yellow catfish) is the source of this 2190-nucleotide messenger RNA. It is a transcript of the gene tinf2, whose product is annotated as TERF1 (TRF1)-interacting nuclear factor 2. Gene Ontology annotation, molecular function: telomeric repeat DNA binding. The record is from RefSeq and is a predicted model, not a curated record. Gene Ontology annotation, cellular component: shelterin complex. Gene Ontology annotation, biological process: telomere capping; regulation of telomere maintenance via telomere lengthening. Bases 175 to 1953 code for a protein of 592 amino acids. Lineage: Eukaryota; Metazoa; Chordata; Actinopteri; Siluriformes; Bagridae. The transcript is spliced from 10 exons.